AUGGAUGCGUUCGCUUCCUUCUUUGACUCUCAAUCGGCUUCAAGGAAUCGUUGGAGCUACGAUUCUCUCAAAAACUUCCGCCAGAUCUCUCCUCUCGUCCAGACUCAUCUCAAGCAGGUUUAUCUGACCUUGUGUUGUGCACUGGUUGCAUCGGCUGCUGGGGCAUACCUUCAUAUCCUAUGGAACAUUGGUGGUCUUUUAACAACUUUCGCAUGCUUUGGAUGCAUGACUUGGCUACUUUCCAUAUCUCCUUAUGAAGAGCAAAAGAGGGUUGCUCUCUUGAUGGCAGCUGCACUCUUUCAAGGGGCUUCUAUUGGUCCUCUGAUUGAUCUGGCCAUUCAGAUUGAUCCAAGUGUUCUGAUUGCAGCUUUUGUUGGUACUGCCUUGGCCUUUGGAUGUUUCUCAGCAGCAGCCAUGCUUGCUAGGCGUAGAGAAUAUCUUUACUUGGGUGGCUUGCUUUCAUCUGGCCUGUCAAUCCUUCUAUGGUUGCACUUUGCAUCUUCCAUCUUUGGGGGAUCUGCAGCCCUCUUUAAAUUUGAGCUGUACUUUGGGCUUCUGUUGUUUGUGGGCUAUGUGGUAGUUGACACCCAGGAAAUCAUUGAGAGAGCCCACCUUGGUGAUCUGGACUAUGUGAAGCAUGCCCUGAGCCUUUUCACCGACUUUGUUGCUGUUUUUGUGCGAAUUCUCAUAAUCAUGUUGAAGAAUUCGUCUGAGAAGGAGAAGAAGAAGAAAAGAAGAGAUUGA
Molecule: messenger RNA, 744 nt
Organism: Dovyalis caffra
Lineage: Eukaryota; Viridiplantae; Streptophyta; Magnoliopsida; Malpighiales; Salicaceae
Source: the annotation of a GenBank genome assembly